This is a messenger RNA of Camelus dromedarius (Arabian camel), 6162 nucleotides long. RefSeq names its product X-C motif chemokine receptor 1 (gene XCR1). Bases 1531 to 2532 code for a protein of 333 amino acids. Gene Ontology annotation, molecular function: C-C chemokine receptor activity; C-C chemokine binding. NCBI's taxonomy places the organism in Eukaryota, Metazoa, Chordata, Mammalia, Artiodactyla, Camelidae. Gene Ontology annotation, biological process: positive regulation of cytosolic calcium ion concentration; G protein-coupled receptor signaling pathway; cell chemotaxis. Gene Ontology annotation, cellular component: membrane; external side of plasma membrane. The record is from RefSeq and is a predicted model, not a curated record. The transcript is spliced from 2 exons.
AACACUAUUAGGGAAGUGUAAAUAAAUAUAACCAUUUUAGAGGGCAAUCUGGCAAUACUUACCAAAACGUAAAAUUCACAUCCCCUAUGACCCAGAAAUCCACUACUUCUAGAAAUUCACCCUGCAUAAAUAUCAACACCAGUACAUCAAAGGUACAUGUAAAUUAAUGCUCCCUGCACCAUUGUGAUAAUUUUUUAAAUGGAAAGCAAACUGGAUGUCCACUGACAGGAAAAUAAGUGAAGUAUGACAUGACAUUGCAGUGGAACACUUUCCAGCUGUUAUAAAGAGUAAGAUAGGCUUGGGAAGCCUUUCAUGCCAUUUUGUUUAAUGGGAAAAAAGGAUAAAUCAGCGUGCAUGAUAGAAUUCCAUUUUUUGCAGAGAAAAUCAACAAAACUGGAGCCGGCAGACAUUACUGGUGGAAAAAGCAAAUGGUGCAGCUCUGUGGAAAACAGUUUGGAAGUUCCCCCAAAAGCUAAACAUAGGGUUACCAAACAAUCCAGCAGUUCCACACCUAGGUUUCUACCCAAGAGAAUUGAAAAGACACAUCCACGCAAAAACUUAUACAUGAAUGUUCAGAGCAGCAGCAUUCAUCACAGCCAAAAAGUGGAAACAAUCCAAAUGUCCUUCAGUUGUUGAAUAGAUAAAUGAAAUGUGUUUUACCCAUACUGGAAUGUUACUCAACCAUGAGAAGGAGUGAAGUAAUGAUACAUGCUACAACAUGGAUGAACCCUCAAAAUAUUACGCUAAGUGAAAGAAACCAGACAUAAAACAUCCCAUAUUGUAUGGUUCCACUUAUAUGAAAUGUCCAGAAUAGACAAAACCAUAAAGAUGGAAAGUAGAUCAGUGGUUGCCAAGAGAUGGAGGGAGGUAGGGACUAGGACUGACUGCUAACAAGUAUGGGGUUUCUUUUGGGGGUGAUAGAAAUGUUCUGGAACUGGAUAGUAAUGACAAGUGUAUAACACUGUACACAUGCUAAAAACUACUGAAUUCUACUAUUUAAAAUGGUAAAUUUUAUGUUACAUGAAUUAUUUCCAUUUAAAAUCAUCAUCAUACAUAACUGGUACAUUAAUCAAAUAUAAUUUUGAUAAAAUUAAAAUACCACUUUAAAAAACACAUCAUUUACAAUCCCUUCCAACUCCCAAACUAUCUGCAUCUAUCCUGGGUGGAACCCAGGGGCUCAGAUGACCUUAAGUUGUCAACCCCACCUUCCUGUGGAGACAGGCUGGGGGACCAGCUCUUCUCCAAGUGAUCAGUGAUGUAGCCAGUUCUACAUGGGAUCUUGGGUGGAGUUGGGGGUAGGGGUCAGAUGAAGCCAGGAAGCCUGGUGGUGGGAAAAGGAAAGAUUAGCAAGGACUCCCUGUCUCCCUCUGUCUCCUUCUGAGACUGCACAGUCGUCUUCCCUGCCUUCCUCCAGCUCCUGGACAGGGUAGGUGUUUCAGUUUCUUUGAGCAAAAUACGAAACAAAGAAGCACCAUUUCUGCCUCAAGACGCAUGUAAAGAGGUACAGAUAUAGAUGCUCUUAACGUCUAGAUGGAGCCCUCAGACAUCCCGGAGACCACCACCUCUUUUGAGUAUGAUCCUCAGAGUUUUCUGUGUGAGAAGAAGACCUUCGUCUUCGCCACCUUCAGCACCACCAUCCUGUACUGCCUGGUCUUCUUUCUCAGCUUGGUGGGCAACAGCCUGGUGCUGUGGGUCCUGGUGAAGUAUGAGAGCUUGGAGUCCCUCACCAAUGUCUUCAUCCUCAACUUGUGUCUCUCAGACCUGGUGUUCUCCUGCCUGUUGCCCGUGUGGAUCCUGGGAUACCACUGGGGCUGGUUGCUGGGAGACUUCCUCUGCAAGCUCCUCAACAUGGUCUUCUCCAUCAGCCUCUACAGCAGCAUCUCCUUCCUGACCAUCAUGACAAUCCACCGCUACCUGUCCGUGGUGAACCCCAUCUCAUCCCUGCGCGUCCAUACCCUGCAGCGCCGCGUGCUGGUGACCAUCGCCGUGUGGGCAGCCAGCGUCCUGUCCUCCAUCCCCGACGCCAUCUUCCACAAGGUGUUCCCUUCAGGCUGUGAUUAUUCAGAACGCGAGGGGUUCUUGGCCUCAGUCUACCAGCACAACAUCAUCUUCCUCCUCUCCGUGGGGAUCAUCCUGUUCUGCUAUGUGGAGAUUCUCCGGACCCUGUUUCGUUCGCGCUCCAAACGGCGCCACCGGACAGUCAGGCUCAUCUUCACCAUCGUGGUGGCAUACUUCCUCAGCUGGGCCCCCUACAACCUGAUCCUGUUUCUGCAGACACUGUUGAAACUUGGGGUCAUUCAGAGCUGCGAGGUCAGCCAGCAGCUGGAUUAUGCCCUGCUCAUCUGCCGCAACGUUGCCUUCUCCCACUGCUGCUUCAACCCUGUGCUCUAUGUCUUUGUCGGGGUCAAGUUCCGCAGACACCUCAAAAGUCUGCUCCGGCGCUUCUGGCUCUGCCGGCAACAGGCGCCCGGCCUUCCCCCAUCACCUCACCCCCCAGGUGCCUUCACCUAUGAGGGGAUCUCCUUCUAUUGACGGGGAGUUUGGGGAGACAGGCAGAGGUGGGCAGAGGAGCUGGAGGAGGCGGGGCUGAAGGAGAAGUUGGGCAGGAAGGAACAUGGAAGGCAGGACACUGGGAAAUGCUACAGCUGCAGGUGUGGGAGUGAAAGAAAUACAUUACACCAGGGAGUCCCACAUGCCCCCUCUUCUGCAGAAAAUGUCCCCACCUGGAAAUUUUUUAUUGCCAUCCAGAAAAACAUUUCUUAGAUUUUAAGAAAAUUUUUAUCUCUUAUUCCCUCAUUUAUUCAUUCAUUUAGACAUGGAUUUCUUAUCCUUGCUUAGUUCAGAGGGCUCUAAAAUGUGAACAAAUUCCUAGAAAGGAACAUCCUUCAUGACUUUAUGAGGGUCUGAAAUUCCAUUGUGCAGAGGUUGCUGGCAAGACCAUCUCUCCCCUCCCUGAUUGUCGGGUUAUCCCUGCUGAUUUGGGAGGGGGUUGGCUCUGGAUGACUGCUGGAUGAGGCUGUCUGCAGGACAAAAGUAAUCAUAUCCUCAAACAAGGGCAAUCAGAAUGAAAUCCAGAUUCUGAAAACCCACAACUGGACAGGAGACAUGUUCUGUGUCAUAGUUCCAGUUUCUAGCACAUGAACUGGCACUUGCUUAUUUAGUCUAUGAAUCUUUUAUUGAAAGAAUGAAUGCAAUAAGUGCCACCUUCUGCAGGCAUUUAUUUGGAGGAUAUGAAGAUGAACGAGAUGCAGAUGCUACCCUCCAGGUGCCAACAGUCCAGCUCGGAAGGCCCAGAGAAGUAAACACCCACCUUAAUGAAGGCAUCCGGAGGGGGAAGAUUCUGCUACAAUCUCCUCAUCUCCAGGUGGAUAUUGUGCUGACAUUUCUGAUUCAUCAUUUUCCAUCUAAAAUGUUCUCCCCCGUCUUGGUUGAUGGUACCAGCUUCCCCACAGUCACCCACACUCAGACUCACAUCACCUUUGAGCCCUGCAUUUCCUCUCCCUCCAGUCCCACGGCCAGAUCCUGUUGACAUUGCCUUCCCCGUGUCUCUCUAAUGCUCGCGGCUUCAUCCCCAAACAGCUUCACUUCCUCCGCAUCUUCCUGUUGCUCAUUUCUUCCCCACCAAGGCUCCUCUGCAUUGACAUCAGGUUGCUUCAAAGCCUUAGUGGCUCCUCAUUACAUACAAGUAAAGCCCAAAGACCUUAGCAGGUCUUUCAGGGCCCUUAUAAUCUGGUGCCAACUAACUUUCCAUUCUUUCUGCUUUUAUUCCAACCUAAGUCUCCUACCCCCAAGCAGCGUGGGAUCCAGCCACAAAAGGCCACUGGCCCUUUCCCAGACACCCUUCUCCCAGCCUCCUCCCUUCUACUCCCUAACCUGAAAUGCCCCAGCUGAAAUGCCUGCUCCUUCAGGAGGCUGUCUGCAAUCUGUAAAUCAGAGGGGCACUCUCUGGGUUCCCUCUGCUCGUCCUCUCUAAAAAAGUCUGUGUCACUCUCCAAUGUGGUUACACCCAUGGAUGUCUUAUCCCCCUGCCCCAUCAGACUGCAGACCGCCUGUGGGCAGGAACCUGAUCUUGCACCCUGCCAAGCAUGGGGCCUGGUGUUCUAUCACUGUGUACUGAGUGGGAGCAAAGAAUGACAGCUGUCAUUUUUCUUCCAGUUUAUGCUUUUCGGGCCGCCAUGUCCAUGGGACACAUUUUACCUUGUUUGCCCCAGGCUGCUGCUUUAUAAAUACUAACCUUUCUUCGCUAGUCUGCACUUACAUUGCUUAUCCCUCUCCGUGGCAAUGGCUGAACUUGCCCUGGCCUUUUAAUUAGUAGUACACAUGCCUGCCUCUUACACUAUCCCACAGCUUCACAUCCAAGGACGUAGACAAAAGGCACCCUCUCAGCUUUUCCAUAUCCCACAGACCCGGUCCCAAUCUGUGAACCUGAUUCAGCUCUGGAGUGGGCCCUUUGGAAAAAUGCCCCAGGUGAUUCUGCCAUGCACCCCAGUUAGGAACAUUUGGCUGCAACUCUUUGAAAAUAGGAAUUCCAGAGUCUUCUACCCCUUGAGCAGGACUUUGUACACAGCAGUCACUCCAUACAUGCUUGUUGAAUAAAGCAGUUCCUAAUGCAGCCCUUAGCUGAAGUCUAGAGAGCUUGUAAAGCACUUUCCCCUUCAGUUCCUGCUACAGUUUCAAUGAUCUGUUUGCCACUGGGUGGCCAGCCUUGAAGAAGUUUGACCUGGCUGGGGAAGAGUGAGGGUCUACUUUUAAGAAUUAGGCCUGUAGCACCUGAUGGAGAGGGCUGGGUGGCGCACCAGUGAAGGGAUAAAACUCUUGUGGCCUUACUAACCAAUUGGUGGGGACAUCACCCACCACAGAAGAAAAAAAUGGCCAAAAGAAAUGGGCAAUUAGUAGUCAUGGGGUCAUAGCCAAGCCUAUGGGCUUCUGGUCAGCCUAAUCAUUCCACAUUCCUUCAAACUGAUAAUAUUAAAAUUUUAUUCAGCUUUUAUUCAGAAGGCAGGCUGAGCCCAGGGAGCAGAAGGGCAGAGGACUCCAGCUCACACACCCACUUCACCAAACCAAAGCACAACAGGUUUUGAGCCUACUCUUCUUAGAAGGCAGGUUGGGGGAUCUUGUGUCACUACAGAGCAUGCCCUUUGAGAUCAUCUCUCCACCAUCUCCUCACCCCAUCCCAUUCCUGAACAUCCCAAGAUGCUUAUCUAAGUGUUUCUUUCAACACCUACAGCCAUUUCCUGGGAGCACUUCAUUAGUACUAUUGUGUUUGUCUUUUUACAUUUCUGCUGAUGUUUUGGCAUCCCCAGUAGACUAGCUCCCAGGGUAAUCUUUAAUCCAGUGUCUUCUCCUAAUCUAGCUCCUUGAGACUCCAAAGGAAGAGGCACAGAGAAAGAGAGGUGUGAAUGGGAAGAUGGAGGGGCAUCCCUGGGUGGAACAACUAGCUGAAGGAAGCAGCCAGCCAGCUGCACACCAGUGACUAUGCUCCACCUUUGUUUAUCACACUCUUCAUGGGCCACAGUCUCCUGCUUUCCCUUCCCUCCACCCACUGAAACUGCUGCUCAACCUCAACUGGACCAUUGUGGGCCUCUCCCUCCCGCUCCAGGGCCCUGGACAUGGGCUGCAGACUUUCUGCCAUUCCUGGAGCAAAAACAAUCCACAGUGGCUUCAAGGGAAUAUCCUCUUCACAGCAUUUCCACCUCCAUACUCUCUCAGACAAAAUCAGCAAGAGAAGAAGCUUGCUGAUCUCUAAAUAGGAAGGUGGCUCCAAGCCCAGUGCAGCCCCUGACCAGCUGGAGUAGAAGGUCCUUGAGGGCACAAGCCCCAUUUUGCAUAUCUAGAACAUCCCUCAGUACCCAACAAUGUUUGUGGUUGGUUAAGUAAGUGGAUAGGAGACCAUCUUUUUUAGCUUUUUUCUACUUUUGUUUCUUCUUCACACACUUGCUUAUGUUACAUCUUCCAGUUAGUACCAGGCACUGCCCAAUGGGCUUCCCAUGAACUCUUCUCCAGGGCCCACCAGCCCAGACAUCACUUGCUUUGUUGAACCCCUAAUGGCUUUCAUUUGUGAAACCUGCCUGUGACCAUACAAAUAUUAAUUACUCUUAAAAUCCUCUCAUAAAUAGAGAAAGCAUCAUGUAUCACAUAUGCAAAUAAACGAUUAGCAUGUAA